This is a messenger RNA of Hippocampus zosterae (dwarf seahorse), 1236 nucleotides long. RefSeq lists its product as uncharacterized. The record is from RefSeq and is a predicted model, not a curated record. The coding region runs from base 266 to 1225 and encodes 319 amino acids. The transcript has 4 exons. Lineage: Eukaryota; Metazoa; Chordata; Actinopteri; Syngnathiformes; Syngnathidae.
GGUCUCACUUUCUCUUUCCCAUCACUUUCAAGCGGAAACUUAAUGAAUGACUAUUCACACGGGUUUAUUUAAUGAUGGGUGGGGGAGAGGGGGGGACAAACAAAGCUGGACCAAAGUCCAUCGGGACAAUUCAAACGCACGAGUGAAGAGGUGAAAGAAGCAGCAGACCAUGUCAUAAGGGAGGCACGUUCCGUCCCGUGAAAAGGCCUCAUCCUAGCAUUUCCUGCUGUAUUUGUCCUUUCCACUGUCAGCGUCUGCGAGUGAAAUGAAAUGCCACUUCAGGAGGGCCGCCAGAUGUGUGUGUUGCGGAAAAUGGAGCAGUUGGCGAUGGUGCGCGUCCACGGUGAGGACCCUUUCCUCCAACCACGCCCCGAAGCCCCCGCUACCCACCCUCUACGCGGCGCUCGUCUUCCUGUACGGCUCAGCCGACAAGCUCCGCUGGUUUGUCGCCGGCAUCUUCCUCCCCCAGUACCACUACCCGUACGUGGCGGCCCUCUGCUUUGGCCAGGUCCUGGUGUCAGUGUUGUUCUUCAAUCUCCUCCACGUCCUGGGGGUGGCGCCACUGAGGCGGUACAGUCGUCCACUGGCGGAGCGUCUCUUGGUGCCUUCCAUCUGCAGCAGCGUCCACGCCGUGCUCGUCAUGUGGGGCGAGGCCAGCAGCUCCUACGCGGGCCUCUUCCCGCUUGCCCUUCGGCCGCUGUCUCUCGUCACGUUGGGCCUGAGCUUUGCGCUAAAGGUGUCAGCGCCACCCUCUGGCCACAGCUGUGUCCUUGUGGCCAUUCUGACUGGGUCGUCUCUGGCCUUCACAGCCUGGCGCGGUCUAUCAGUCGCGGAGCCUCUUGAGUACAUGUACGCGCCUCUGGCCGUCAUCCUCCUCAGCCUCUCCCUGACUUGGCUGUCAAAAGUGUCCCAGGCUGAACGCCGCCGCCUGCCCGCCGACGACCAGUCGUCCGCUUUGGACAUCUACUACACUUUGCAGGUGAAUCAAUGCUGGCUGCUGGGCCUGCUGUGGACGCUGCAUCCGGACGGCCCCCUGCUGGCACUGAGCCGGGCCAGCUGGGGCAGCCUGCUCUUCCACGGUUACCUGUUGGCCAUCCUGCUGCUGGGGAUGCUCCUCGAUUUUGCGGCGGUCAUGUCGGCGCUGUGCAUCUCGCCACUGGCUGCGGCGCUGUUACAUUCGGCCCGGGAGCUGGCGCAGCCCUUCGCGCAGCUGCUCUGGGCUUAGACUGGCAUGUU